Messenger RNA from Tympanuchus pallidicinctus (lesser prairie-chicken), 10910 nucleotides. It is a transcript of the gene CUNH4orf54, whose product is annotated as chromosome unknown C4orf54 homolog. The transcript is spliced from 2 exons. Lineage: Eukaryota; Metazoa; Chordata; Aves; Galliformes; Phasianidae. The coding region runs from base 7 to 3867 and encodes 1286 amino acids. The record is from RefSeq and is a predicted model, not a curated record.
CCCAGCAUGGACGCUGCCGGCCCGCCGCCCGCCGGUCCCGGGGGAUGGGGCCCCGGGAAGGAGGAGCAGGCGGCGUACGCGGAGGUGUGCGGUUCGUCCGGAGCAGAGAGCGAGGCCCGGGCGAGCGGGGCGGCGGCGGCCGCGGAUAGCCCGGCCCCGGCAGGGCAUCACCCCGAAGCCGCCGCCCUGGGAUGUGGCGCGGGGCCGGGGUCGCCGUCCUCCUCCUCCUGCCCCUCGGCGGGCAGCGCGGCGGGCGGCGGGGGAACGGAGGAACCGGCGGCCGUCGGGGGGCAAACUUCCUCCUCCUCCUUGGGCUGCGAGAGCGACGAGGAGACCGGAGUGGGGCGCGGGGCCGGCGGCGCCCCCCGGAGAGCCCCCAGGGGCGCGCCCGGCGCGGCGGGGCCGCACUACAUCAGCACGCAGGAGAUCCAGCUGAGCGAAGUGGACCACGAUAUGGACUUCGACGCGGGGCUGGCCGCCCGCUGGGACUUCGAGGAUGACAACGUGAUCUACUCCUUCGUGGACUACGCCUCCUUCGGCAGCGACGAGACCCCCGGCGACACGCCGACGGAGGAGGACAACAGCUGCUACCUCAGCACGACGCCCAGCGAGCGCACGGCGCGGGCGGACAGCGCGGGCAGCGGCAGCGAGGCGGCGGGCGGCAGCUCGGGCAGCGACGCGCCUCGGCGGCCCGGCGGCGCGGGAGCGAGCCCCGCGGGACACAUCCUCCUAUCAAUCAAAGCGGCCUCACGGGCUAUAAAUGAGUGUAGCGCCGCGCGGGAAGAGCGCGACGCAAUCUACGCCGCCGAGCAUGAAGGCGACAUGAGCCUCCGCGUCGCCACGGCUUCGGAGCGCGCGGCGGGCUUCGGGCAGGACGCCGGCCGCCAGCAAGCCAAAAAGUUCAUCGCCGUCCCCGCGCGCCUGCAGACGCGCUGCGGGGCCAGGGAGGCGGGCGGCUGCUCCAGCGGCGCCUCCAGCGCCGUCAGCGAACUGGACGACGCCGACAAGGAGGUGCGCAACCUGACGGCCCGCGCCUUCCGCAGCCUGGCGUACCCCUACUUCGACACCCUCAGUCUCGGCUCCCGCGCCUCCUCCGCCUCCCUCUCCGACCAUGCGCUGGGCGUCAACCGCUGGUCCACCUACCUGGACCUCAAGUGCGGCGCGCUGGGGCCGCGGGGCGCUGCGGGCGGCGGGCAGCUGUGCGUGCGCUCCGGCAAGGCGCCCAGCAGAGCGCUGCAGUUCGUGGUCAGCAAGCUGGACGGCGAGAUCGCGCACGUCGAAGCGCCGCCGCCGCCCCGGGGAACGCUCGGCGUGCGGGAGCCCGGCCGGGCCGCCCGCCCCGAUGAGGAGGAGGCCAGCAAGAAGUCCAGGUUCGCCUCCAGCCUGCUGAAGAACGUCAUCUCCAAGAAGAUGCAGCUGGAGCACGAGUUCAAGAUGGAGCGGGGCGAGCUCACCGACACGUCCUCGGCGGGGCCCGGCGCCGCGCCUCCCGCCGGCCGCGACCCGGAGCCCGGCGCUGGGACCGGAGGCGGCGGGCGGCCGCGGGAGGGCGGCCUGCAGCGGCAGAGCUCCCGGCUCUCAGAGGGAGGCUCGGAGCACGGCGUGCCGCCGCCAGAGGAGCCGGGGGAGCGCGGUGGCGGGCGCUCGCCGGCCUCCAAAGCGUCUACGCCGCGCGAGGGGAGCCAGGAGAGAGCUGCGGCAGAGGAGACGGCCGAGGCCCGGCGGGGCGGCUCGGAGGCGGCCAGGGCCACCUUCUUGCGCAGCCAGCAUAGCGCCUUCAGGUCGUGGAAGGAGCGGGAGGCGGAGAGCAAGGAGGAGCGGGCGUCCGGCGGCAAGGCGAAACCGUUCCCGCGGCCCGAGCCGGGCGAGCCGGCCGCCGGCAAGGCCACCAAGCUGUCGCGUCUGUUCGUGCCCGGCAUCCAGCACGCCGCUAAGGAGAAGGAGCCCGCCGGGCAGCGCCCCGCGGCCGCCUCGCCGCCCGCCGCCAGGCCACGGCUCCCCGAGAUCAAGAUCAGCCUAGGGCCACCCGCCGAGCCGCCGUUCAGCAUCGCGCAGCUGCUGACGCCGCAACUGGCCGCCCGGCCGCCUGACACCGGCCACAGGGCUCCGCGGGCCGACGGCUCGGACAGGGUGCCGCAGUUCUUGGUGCGCGACGUGCGGGAGGGCAAGGGCAAGGCGCAGGCUCCCCUUCAUCAGGUGCGGGACGUGCGUAAGCUCAUCAAAGGCUCCCAUGGCGGCGACUCGGCGGAUAACUGCAGCGACAGGGGCAGCGUGGGAUCCGAGCAGGGCGGCGCUGAGCACCGGCAGCCCGGCCCGGCCGAAGCGGGGAGCAAAGCGGCAGCAGGGGGCAGGGCGCUGGGCUGCCCGCCGGAGGGCACCGUGCUGGUGCACCGCACGUCGGGCCGCCUGCCCGUGGCCACCAUCGCGCCCAACAAGAGCGACCCGCGGCAGCCCUCCGUGCUUAAGAUCGUCGCCAAGUCAGCCGCGCCUUGGCGGCACCAGGUGGCCCCGGCGCCCGCCGAGAAGGGCCGCGGCGCGGAGGAGGACCCGCGGGAGGAGGGCAAAGCGGCGCCAGUACAGAACGCGCUGGAGAAGCUGACGGCGGCGGUGCGCAGCAUGGAGGAGCUGUACAGCUUCAGCAAGCGCGAGUGGAAGCGCAAAAGCGACCCGCUGCCCAUCACCGGCAGCCACGUCCUGUCCCUCAUUGCCAGCCAGGAGCGCGACGCCGCGCCCCGCCCGCCCCUCGCCGCCGAGCCAACGCCCAAGGCGGAGGAGCCGGCGAACAAGGGCCCGGGCCCGGCGGGAGGAGAGCGACUGCCGCGCCGGGCCGCCAACCCCGCCGCCGCGGCCGACAAGGUGUCCGCCAAGGCGGCCGCCUUCGAGAGCCUGGCCCGGCAGCGCCAGCGCGGUCCCGCGCCGCCUCGCGCCCUCCUCACGCUCCGGGGCCCCGCUGCCGCUGCCGCGCCGCCCGCCAAGCCCCCGGCGGACGGCGGCGUGCGGGGCUCCGCGGCGGCAGCGACGGCGGCGUUGGCUCCGCGAGCCCCGCGGCUCCAGGCGGGCAGCGGCGAGGGCCGGGCGGAGCCUGAGCGCGGCGCGGACUGCGACAGCUACCUGGCCCUGCCGCUCGCCGCCGCGCGACCCGGGCCCGCCCCGGCGGCGACGACGGCGGGCGGCGGCCGCCCCGCCCCUGUGCCCUUCGGCGCCGCCCCUCCCGCGGGCGGCUCCGGGCUGCCGUCCGCCGCCGACGCCUCCGCCGCCCCGCCGUCCCCCGACGCCGCGGCCGCUCUCUUCCCGCCGGCCCUGCCACCCUUCGCUGCCGCGCCGCCGGCGCCGCUGUUCUGCUUUUCGCCGUCUGUGGCCGCGGCCGAGCCGCUGCCACAGCGGCGGGUGCUGUUGGACGUGAGCAGCGGGCAGUACUACCUGCUGGACGCGCCGCCGCAGCAGCCUGUCAAGCGCCGCCUCUUCGACCCUGAGAGCGGGCAAUACGUGGAGGUGCCGGUGCCGCCGCCAGCCGUCGCCCCGCUGCCGCUGCCCCUGUCGCCCCUCGCCCUCAACGCCGGCGCCUUCGGGGCCGCCUACAUGCUGUACCCCGGGCUGCUGCCCGCCGCCGCCGUGCUGCCCGCCGGCGCCCUGCCGCGCCCGCUCUCCCACCCGGGCAGUGAAGGCAGCGGCGCGGCCGAUCCGGGCAGCCCGGCGGAGCCCGAGGGCCCCUACUACGUGCCUGGCGGGCAGGGGCCGGCGGCGCGGCGCGGAGCGGCCGAUGCCAAACCUCUCGUCAGCAUCACGGCGCCCGGUGGCGGCUCGCGGCUUGUGGCACCGCCCUCCUUCGACGGCACGACCAUGCGGCUGGUGGUGGAGCACCGCUGAGCGCCGGGCCAAGGAAUAAGGAUCACUCUCCUUUAAUUGAAAUAUGCCUGGUAACUCCGAACACUCAUCCUAAAAACUGCUUCUACAGUUUUCUAAUUUUCUUGCUUCAUACAAAACAAGUUGUGUAAGUUUCUUGUUUCCUCAACAACAGUAAAUCACUGCUUUAUUUUCUGCACAAUUGUUUUUGUAUGGAGGCUGCUCUGCAGACUUUGUGUGUGGCUGAAAGUGGCGCUGCUGCUGCUGCUGCAGCUGUUUGUAAAACAGAGUGUGCAAAUGGAGCUGUGUUUGGAUUUGGAUCAAAGCACAGUUUCCUCCAGGUGCUUGCAGUGGUUUGGGAUUAGCCAAUGUAGCCACAUGGCUUUUGAAUAAGAAAUAAAGCACUCUGCUCUCAGCCACUGCUGCACAUCACAAUCAUCCCCAUAGGUUUUGGUGCCAAUAUAAGGUCAAAUCUCUAUUUUGUACUCUAUAGUCAUGCACUUUGAAUUGCAAACAGAGAGAACUGUAGUGUUCAAGUCAUUUGUAGUGUUUAUUUUUUUGGCAUGGUUCAAAAGAGAUUGUGUAAAUAUCGGAAGAUAUGUUUGAUUGCUUUCAUUUUUUGUUUGCUUCUUUGUACUGUAUUGAACAUCACAAGUUGCCUUAAUUAUCACAGUGUUGAAAUACUGGAAAGAAGAUGGAUGUAAUAUUUGUAGAUCUCGGUUCUAAAGGAGAAGACAGCAUUUAUUUUGCUUUAAGGCUGCAAUCUUUUCUGUUUCAAACUGCCACGUUGCUGAUAGCCCUAGUGAUUCCCCUGAGAGAAACUUCUUUGUUCCAGUUCCGUUCACGCGCAGUCAUUUAACACUGUCUGCCAGGUUCAUCUGAGGGCCACAUCCAUGCUAUCUUUAUUUGCUAAGAAAACAGUUCUCUUUUAAACAAGAAACUCCAUGGUCACUCAAAAUGCAGUGACUUGUGAGUGUGUGUCCAGUGUUGCACAGACUGAUGAUUUGCUGACAGCAACUACUUUUUCUCAGUAAAAAAGAAUUAUGAACAUGCAGAUGUAACUAAACUACCAUGUUCCUUGCCCAAAGUUUCAGUCCAGUGAAGCCUUUUGAGAAGCCUGUAAGCAUAAGAUCAAACCUAACUUAUUUAAUGUAAAAAUUUCUGAAGGUGAAAUGUUGAAAAUUUAAAAUCUAAAUGCAAACCCCCAAAGCCUGUACUUAAUGAUUUGCCAUGUGCAGGGUUUUCCUGUGCCUACUUCUAAAUAAUUGUCACGAUAACAGGAAGAACAGAAUUAUUCACCAGUUUCCAAACUGGUGAUGGAGAAGUAUUCAAGCUAUUUGUAAAGCUUUCUAUUUAUUUAGAAUAUAAACAUAUUUGUGUAUCCAUUAUUCAUUAGCAUUUUUUUUGCUCUUUUAAACUGAGUAAAUCCUGAAAAGUUAAUUUCUUCCAUUCGCUGUUAGAACAGAAAAGAUCUGGUGGGUAGGCAGCACUGUGUGAAACAUGGUGCAAAUGGAAUAGCACAGCUAUUGCACUCUCUUGUGAAGGAGAUAGAUGCUCUCAGCUUUAGUGCUCAUUAUGUUAUUAUAAAGUGAAUCUUCAGCUGAGCACUUUGUAAUUUUAAGCAUUUACUGGGCUUUCUAUUCGUCAUAUUCUAUCACUAUGUUUUUAUGCAGAAUUUAGCUAUUUUCAUGAUCUUUCUACAUGAGAACCAAGUCUUUGACUGAUUUGUUUUACCUGGCGAAGUAUUUUUUAAUUCAUUUUAUUUCAUUUAUUCAUUUAUUCAUUUUUUUUCCCCAGAUUGUCGUUUCCACAUGUAAUUUGCAAAACGCAGGAAUCAGCUACAGCUGUCCUUAUAGGUGUGAGAUUUUGUUUGACAUUGCCCUCAGGAUGAGAUGCACUGCAUGUACACAUAUAGGGACUGAUGUAAUAUGGGUUUUCUCAUUUAUGUCAUUGUUAUGGAAAUCUAAUUAAAAAUAAUAUUCUGACCCUUUUUAAGAGCUUGAAGUGCCCGACUAGAACUUGUAGCAUGUAAUCUUAAGUUUCUGCAUUUCUGUCAUUUGAUCUGAUUACAAGCCUUAACUUUUUGCUGGGAUUCUGGCUAAAUGCCUCUUUGGAAAAUGGGUGCUUCUUCCCUGUUCCCUUUACUCAGUAAUUUUGUGCAUGUUACCAGUAGACCAUCAGUGUUACAGCAGUGCUUUGGUCUGCAGGACAGCGCAGGUACCAGAGUAAGUUGUCCUCUGAGGCAAAGAUGUGUGUGGUACAUUACAAUAUUAGCAUUCGUGUUUAAAAAUAUUUGCGUGCUACCUUUUCUUAUAUCGGUGCUCAGAGUGAAGUUUCAUGUUGAGGUUUACAAGACAGAGGUUUGCACACACAAACUCAGGGUUUACAGUUUUACCCAGUGUACUUGAAGGGAAAAAAUGCCUAGGAAACAAGUGCCCAGGAUUUCAAAAUGUAGUUGUUGGAGAAAAAUUUUGUAUGGUUUUUUGUUGUUUUCUUUUUUUUUUAAUUAUUAUUAUUUUAACUGCCUGUAGAGAUGAAAGCAAUGACAUGAGGUGAUACCAACAGCUACUUUAUUUUCUCAGGGGAGAUUUCUUCAGUAGAAUGUAUCACUUCUAACGUCAUACAAUGUUUGCUAGGUUUUGUCUGUUACCAAAUGGUGCCCAUGCUCGCAUGGAGGGGUGGGUUUUGUAGGGAGCUGAGCUGCCCAUCCCAGCCCAGCAAAGCCCUCCCACAUUCUGGCUCUGGAUCCCCAAGGAGAUUCCUGAGGUCUUCCUGGGGCCAUGAUGGUUUUCGGCCUGACAGCACUAUGUUUUGCUGAGCUGGGCUGGGAGCAACCAGUAACUUGCAGGGCCGAGCCCCUGGUUCUCCACACAGUGUGCACCCAGCCUGGGCUUAAGCCUGGCACACAGCAGAUAUUGCAGAAAAGACUGUUGGAAAAAAAUCUGGGGAUGUGGUGCUUCCCCAGGAUAGCCGGGGUGAGUUUCUCCUUCUGAUGGAGCGAGGCAUAACUUCGUACCUUGGGUGAGAGGCAAGCCCUUGGUGUUGGGGCCUAUAAGCUGCUUGUAUUAGAUGUUUCACAGUGCAGUCACAGCACACUGCAUGUGAAAUUCAACAGGGAAAGGCCUGCCCACCACUUGGGUUCCCUUUCCCUGUGGCAGAGUUCAAGGCCUGUUGCAGCCAUGAGUUUUAGGUCCAGUGGGACUGGAGUGAUGUGUGAAUGUGGCUCCGGUCCUUCACAGCAGGGUCGGUUUCGCUUGAGUAAAGUGAAAUCCCUGGUGAAUGAUUUAAAAUGUAUUUAUGGGUUGUGUGUGGUUUGUUGUUUUUUUUUUUUUUUCCUCCUGUCUGCAUUCAAAGGUGCCUCUACUAUUAAGUGCUGAUGGCCAAAGUGUCAUUCCUAAUUCUCAUAAAUUACCAUUGACUUGUCACUACCCAAGAACACCUACAGUACUUUAAAAAUACUUGUGUUUUUUCCACUUUUCUCUGUGUUUUUUUUUUCUCCCCCACCCCUCUUUUUUUCCAUUUUUUUCUUAUUGUUCCCCUUCUUUUUAAGGGGAUAGGUUAUCAGUGCAAAGGUAUUUAAAAGUGCACGUGUGAAGUAAGGACAGUGAUUGCUAAUAGAAUGUGGGUGGUAUGUCUGAUGGAAGAGCAGUGAGUUAUAAGGCAAACAGGAAAAUGCUAUGAAAGCGUUGUGUGGAUAACAUGGAAAAAUAAAGCUGUAACUAGAGAAAAAUGGACUCUGAGCUGCUUCCAAUGUAGGCGACACUGUGGGAGCACGCAGCUGAAGCCUGGAGCAAUCCUGCUGCUGAGUGCCAUGAGCCUGGGAUGUUAGGGAAGCCGAGUGGCUCCGGGAAUUGCACUACACGCCAGGGACACCUCGAGAUGUCGGUAUCGCUUGAGAACAGACUGGUUGGAACUGCCGGAUACCAAAGGUUGUAGUUGAAUGAGUAAGCAUUUGUAUUUAUGGGUUUGUUUUGUUUUGUUUUGUUUGAAUGUUAUGACAAAUAAAAUGUAUUUUUCAGUAAAAGAUACAUGUCAAAUGAGCCUACUUGGUCAUAUUUUUGCAGAGUUCCCUUUGCUGUCAUGCAGAACAACUAAUAGUGGCACUGUUUGUCAGAAGGUGUGAACAAUAAAGAAGUUUUCAAUGCAGAGCAAAUUAAAAGCCCCACGCUCAGUGUUCCUGAGCUGUCACAGUGUCUGAAGUCUAGAGUAUGUAAGACGCAAAUUAUAUCAUCCUUUAUACUAUAUUUUAAUAUGUGCAUUUUAUUGUGUAUUUAUAUCUUUAUAAUCUUUUUAACCAUGUGCCUGAGAUAGCUAAGGGAAAGCAGAUUGUCACCUUAUCAUUUACAAGUAAUACAGUCAGGUAUCUGUUAGGAAUCUGCCAUAUCAUUUCAAGACACCAAAUCUGAAAGCACAGAUUUGAUGGUAAAACUGUGUUUUGGUGUUUCUAAUAGUUCUCUCUCCCUUUCUCUGGGUUCUUUGAAAUUUGCACCAGGGCCUUGUGUUCAAUAUAAAUACCAUCAGUGAUGUAACUACUAGUGUGUAGCUAAGGAUUCUUGUAUGGACAUGUGGACAUACAAAUCAACCAAGUGAAGAUGUAGACAAGAAGAACUGAGAGAAGGGGGAAACAGAUUAGGGAAAGUGUAGCCCUGCAGCCAUGUCUCAGCAGGAGCAGUCUGGGCAAUCUUGGGCUGUCAAAGGGUGACCAGAAGAAAAUCAAAUGAAGUGUGGGAGCAGAACAGAGAGAAGAGCUGUCAAUCACCUUCAAAUGAAACUGCAAAGGGGACUGGGAUUGUCAACAGGAAAACCUGAGAUCUGCUCGUUUACUUUUCUCUAAGAAGAGUCACUGGAGCCUGAUUGUCAUGCAGCUUUGUGAGGUGCUCUUCCCAUCACUGCUAGUUGUGGAUAAUAGGUGAGUCUUUUAAGCUGAAAUCUCUAAUAAACAGGUCAGAAAUAGGUAUGUAUAGGGAAAUGAACUCUCACUUGUCCUCAAGGAGCCCAGUCUUGUGGCCAGUCUUCAUCAACCAUCAAUGCCUCUAGUACAAGAAUCCAAAUGCUUCAAAUUAAUCUGACAAGUCAGGUGAAAUAUUUCUGGUAUUUACAAGGGUUGGUGAAGAAAAUCUUUGAGUUUCCAAAUGGUCUUCAAAACAUUGCUGGUAGUGAUGAGUGAUGAGGCCAGAAGGUAGAAAUGCAGUAUUUGUUGUCAGAAGGAAUGGGAAUCACACAGGAGGAGAAGCGGUUCCCUGAUGUUAAGUCUAAACAAGCAAUGCGGGAUAAAACAAGUGGUGUGUUUUGGGGGAGGGAGAAGCCUAUUUCAUGAUUGCUAUCAUCUUGCAUCGUCAGUAUAGCAAACAAGCAAUUGGCUUGGCAAACCCAAGCUGUAUCCACCUGUUUUGUUUCUGAAGUACCUAUCAUCUAGUUACCAAAUUAGAACCUGACAGUGGAAAUCCCAAUACUGCAACUGCCCUGCUUUGCCUUGACCUUACUUAGACCAGGUACACAUUUCAAGUUGAAAGUGCAACCUUGCUUAUUCAGAACCCCUGUUUAUUUUGCUAUUUUUUAACAAAUUCUUCUGUCUUCUAAAGUACGUGGACACCAUAUCAUGCAUUAUGUGUGCUUAAAUCCUAAAAAUAUCCAUACCUGAGGGGUUUUCAUUUUUUUCUGUUCUGUAAUCUCUCUGUAGCCAGACAAACUGCACAAGGCGCCUUCAUAAAGUAGCAUGUUUCCUGGGAAUCUGGGCUAAGUAUUUUACAAGCUGCUGAAUGUGUGUUCAGCUAGCAUCAUUCAGUGAUAAUUGAUUCAUUUUAAUAAAAUGAUUGAUAUGAUGAUCAUGUUCUCGCUGACAAAAUAAAUGGAAGAUGCUGUCAGCUUGUCUGAUUGCUAUUCUGAGCUCAUUCCUGUUUACACCUAGGCAUUGGGUGUCCACUGUUGUCAAGAAAGGAGAAAUCUUACUAGCAGUUUGUUAUGAUCAAGUUGUUUAUGAUUACAAAAAUCGUGAUGCUUGGUCUUAAUAUCCAUGAACGACCAAAUGAAUUGUUGGGUUAAUUCAUAAAAAUUCCCACGGAUUUAAGUAAAAACCUGAACUGCAUUUCAUAUUCUGUUUAUUUCAUCAUCUGGCACAGGAGAACAGGCUUCUCUUUGUUCUUACCGAAUUUUUUGUUCCAACAUUUCUCAGAGCCUUUUUAUUAUUAUUUAAUGGAAGAAAUGGAGCCUCCAUCUUGGAGGAAGUCUGCCUUCCAAACCAAUGAUCUUCCAGUGUUGCUCUGUGCACAAGAUGUUUAGGAGUGGAGGAAGAAACUGAAUCCUGAAAUUCAAAUACUUUUUGAAGAGUAUGUGAAAAAUAUCUUUAAAAAUUAUUAGUCCUUCAAGAUCACAGGGAAGAGUUUCACAGUCUCUUUUUUCAAAUGAGUUAUUUUUGGAAUUAUUAUUCCAAUUCCUGAAUUAUUUUUUUUGUUCUGUCAGUGGCUUUUUACUGGUAAGGACUGAGCAUUAGCUCUUCAGUAUACUUCAGCAUAAAAUAAUCUUCAGUUGUUACCAUUACCAAUUAUUUAAAAGUACAUGUGAUAGGCUGUUAAAAUGUGUGUUAUAUAUUUGCCAUUUACGCUCCAUGGUUUGAUAAGCAUCCAUAGCCUUUGCUGUGGUUAUAGCCCUACGUGUGUUUUCUCUUCAAAUGCUGGAUUAAGCAAUGUAUUAAUUUCACCUUAUUUUAGAGGACCAUCAGUUUUGUUGUUUCUGUAGCUAUGGAGCCCACGUGAGUAAACCAUUGCCUUCCAUUACCCAGCUGUUGGACUAAGACCCUUCUGGCAUCCCCAUUAUGUCCAGCUGUUAGGGUCAGAUAACUUCAGACACAAAUGUAUUGCUGCCGUACCAGGAGUAGCCAUGAGGAUGUUUAUCACUUCUGAAAGAGUAGAACGGGCUCCAUAUAAUUUAUUUUUGAGGGAUGCAACUAAAGGUGUAAAAGACCCCAAAUUACCUUUUCAGGCUCAUCGUCCUGAGAGCUGCUUUCAGAAAUGCAGAUGAGCCUGCAAUUUUUCAAGAAGCUGUAACUGAGGGUCAGAGAGUAAAUAAAA